AUGGCAUCCCUUUCCCCAUCGUAUGCUAGUCCGGAUAUCAAAAAGUACUGUAUAAAGGAGGCCGAGGCCACAUUGCAAAGUUCGUUUGAACAGAACGGACCGGUGCUGCAUUGUUUGAAGGAACGAUUCGCUGAAGUUGGACAACAAGGUCCGAUGCUCAGUGUGAAAUGCUAUCAACGUGUUCGAUUGGUAUGUGACGUUAAUUCUGUUUUUCUUUUUCUCCUCCGCUCCUAA
Echinostoma caproni is the source of this 234-nucleotide messenger RNA. The record is from the annotation of a GenBank genome assembly. NCBI's taxonomy places the organism in Eukaryota, Metazoa, Platyhelminthes, Trematoda, Plagiorchiida, Echinostomatidae.